Messenger RNA from Penicillium subrubescens, 813 nucleotides. RefSeq lists its product as uncharacterized. Gene Ontology annotation, cellular component: membrane. The coding region runs from base 1 to 813 and encodes 270 amino acids. The record is from RefSeq and is a predicted model, not a curated record. Lineage: Eukaryota; Fungi; Ascomycota; Eurotiomycetes; Eurotiales; Aspergillaceae. The transcript has a single exon.
AUGAAUACCGAAUCUCGUACUAUCGUGCUCAUCACCGGGGCCAAUCAAGGGAUUGGCUACGCAGUGGCUCAAGGCCUUCUCGCUCACAAGGAUUACUUCAUUCUGCUUGGCUCCCGGGAUGCCUCCCGUGGUGCCAAAGCGGCGACGGGGCUCGAUCCAACUGGUGAAUUUGUCAAGUCGAUCACCAUCGAUGUGGCAGACGAUACAUCCAUCCAGCAAGCAGCGGAUCUGGUGGCAUCCAAGUACCGUCGACUAGAUGUUCUGAUCAACAAUGCAGGCAUCAACAAUGAGAUCGACAUCAUGAUCAAGCAACACAAAAUGCAGCAGGAGGGAGGUGCAGCUCAACCAGAGACAAUUAAUCUGGCUCAGCAUCGCAAGCUUUUUCGCGACGUAUACGAAGUCAAUCUCUUCGGCGCUGCGAUGGUCACCGAGGCAUUUACACCUCUUCUGGAAAAAUCAACAGCUCUCCCAGCCCGGAUUGUCUUUGUUUCUUCACACACGGGCUCCUUGGGUCUGCGGGUUGAUUCCUCGGAUGCGGAAUAUGCAAAGUGGUCUUGUCCCUCUUUCCCGGUCUACCGCACUAGCAAGGCGGCGUUGAACAUGUUGACUUUGCAUUAUGCAGCCAAGUUUCAUGAUAACGGAUGGAAGGUGAAUGGAUCAUGCCCGAAUUUGACGGAUACCAACUUUGCCCGUGGAUGGGUUAAAGGCAGACCUGCCUCGGAGUCUGCGGUUAACAUUGUGAGACUGGCGACUUUGUCGGCUGAUGGGGAGUCGGGGGUAUACUCAGAUGAAAAUGGUGUUGUGCCUUGGUAG